Messenger RNA from Drosophila mauritiana, 319 nucleotides. RefSeq lists its product as uncharacterized. Bases 46 to 276 code for a protein of 76 amino acids. Gene Ontology annotation, biological process: defense response. The record is from RefSeq and is a predicted model, not a curated record. NCBI's taxonomy places the organism in Eukaryota, Metazoa, Arthropoda, Insecta, Diptera, Drosophilidae. The transcript has 2 exons.
UCGCACUUUGGCAGUCAGAAUUAUUCGAAAUCCCCAAGGAAAAACAUGAAAGCCCUCCAAGUCGCCGGAAUUUUGAUGCUGCUUUUCUGCCUGCUGGCAGCUGUUGAUGCUACGCCGGGAAAAGUGUAUAUCAAUGGGAAAUGCAUCGACUGCAAUAAGCCUGAUAAUGAUCCGGGAAUAAUAAUUCCUCCAGACCAUAAAUCUGCUGGAUCCAUAUCUUACACACUCACAUCUGGAGCGAUUCUUUUUGGAAUUAUAUAUCAUAUAUUCAGUUAAGUUACUAUGUCAUCAAAAAGUUAAUAAAAUGUGCGAAACAAUA